AUGACCUCUCCCUCAUCAAAGUCUUCGAUCAUCACACAUCCCGACAUCCUCGGUUAUAUACUGCAAUAUGCGGACAGACAAUCCUUAGCAAGAUGUAUGAGAGUAUCCUGGUUAUUCUUCCAACUGGCUUCGCCUCUCCUCUAUUCCACUCUUUCCAUCACACCCAACAACAUCGACUCAGUGCUAAGAGGGGCAAGUUCCGGCUCGAUGAUUUAUUCGGAUUGCACCGAAAGGGAGAUGAAACGUGAUUUACUCGGUCUGGUGAAGAAUCUAUCUGUGAGAAACCAUGAAGGCUGUGAUAAUCUAGGAUGUAUGAGAUGGUAUCAAACGAAUAUUAAAUUCCCCUCUUUGAGCAUUCUUCGAAUAUACCUGAAUGAGAUCAACACAAGUGCGUUGUACUGCCGCUGGUUACGCGGAUUGGAACCGAAGAAAUUGAUAAUCAGAGAUAUGACUUAUCUGGCAGCUGGCCAGCCAUACUCUGGAAUCGUUGAUGAGACGUUACAAACGGUCACGAAGUUGGUCAUUACAUUUAGGAAUUUAGAUGAUUUGCGAGAAGUCAACCAAAUGACCCUGGAAGGUGGGCAAUCUAUCGAGCAUCAUAAGCGGAUAUUCGACGAGAAUACAGAGAUAGUCUUGAUAUUCUGGACGGACGAUCCAACACAGAAAUGGAAUCAUAACGCAAAUGCAGGGGUCGACUCGGACCCGAAUUUCAGUUCGGAUUCAAAUUCAAAUUCGGAUGACGGGGAAGGAGACAUCGAUAAUUUAGUACAACAGAUAUCUCUAUGUGCGAUGGCCGAUGUUGGUAGAUUGAUCGUCUGCAAUUCAGAUAAGAUAGCUAUGAAGGACAGAACGAAUAUGGAUGUAAAGCGAUACAUAAGCAAUCGGAUAGAGGGAAUGAUGAAGAACUGGAUGAAUUGCACAGGAGGGCAAAAGCAGCUGAAGAAUAGGUCAGAGGUGAUUGAGUAUAUGGAUUUUGAGGAGUAUCUGACAAGAGAGGACUGGCAAGGAGAAUUUGAUAGAGAGGAAGUCGAACUGUGGUUCGACGACAUCUGA
Kwoniella botswanensis is the source of this 1053-nucleotide messenger RNA. RefSeq lists its product as uncharacterized. The transcript has a single exon. Gene Ontology annotation, molecular function: protein binding. The record is from RefSeq and is a predicted model, not a curated record. The coding region runs from base 1 to 1053 and encodes 350 amino acids. Lineage: Eukaryota; Fungi; Basidiomycota; Tremellomycetes; Tremellales; Cryptococcaceae.